Ectocarpus siliculosus is the source of this 1599-nucleotide messenger RNA. NCBI's taxonomy places the organism in Eukaryota, Phaeophyceae, Ectocarpales, Ectocarpaceae. The record is from the annotation of a GenBank genome assembly.
AUGGUGGUAUGGACUACCACGAGUUUGUCUGUUGGCGAGGCCAAUGCGCUGAUCACGGCCGUAUCCAUGGUGGUGUGCUACUCCAUGUCGCUCAUGCUCGCUUCCGUGUCUCUCGAGAUCCGCCGUUUCAUGAUUGUCCGGGGCAAACAAGACGCGAUUAUUCAGGAUGAAGAUUUUAAAUCCAUGUGGGACGUGUUCAAAUCUUCCAAGACGAGGCGAUGGACCACCUUGGCCGUCCUGCCGGUGCUCUUGGGCGGUGCCGCUAGCAUGGUCAUUGACUUCACAACGUCUGGUGUCUCGGCUUCGAUCGGCCACACGGAAGGCGCAGAGGUGCCCGUCUUGGGGUUGGUGGGUAGUGACGUUAGGCACGAAUACAAGGUAAACCCUGUGGGAACCGGAUCGGAGCAAGGAGUCUACGUGUUCGGCAACAAAUACGACACCCCAGAAACGGUCGACAUUACUUUCUGCGUAGAAGUUUCUGAAAUUGAGGGCGACGCAUUUGCGAUCAGCGAGUGCAGGGAGGGGUUGAUCGUAGACAAGAGUGUGAAGUCCUUUUACGUUAAAUCCGUUAUCACGGGAGUGAUCGUUGACCUCCAAGAGUGUUCUGUCUUGUACGUCAGCAUCCCUCUGGGAAACCAAGGGGUCGGUAUUGUCGAGAGGGACUUCACGUUCGAGGACACUGAUGGUACAGAGGUGGCCGCGGCUGCUACAUGUUCUUCGAUUACCGAGUCCAUCAUCGAAUCCUGCGUUUGGGAGAGUGGUGGGAUUUUAUACUUCGGGGACUGGAACAUAGAGGGUGCCGGAGAGUGCGGGGAAGUGGAAUUCCCCCCAUUCAUGUCGAUUCUUGCCAUCGAUUACGGAGAAAGGGUGGAACAAGGAAACGACACCGCCGCACUACUCGCGGCCAUGACGGCGGAAAUAUUCGCAGGGACUGGGUUGUUGACGUCAAGGCAGCAGCUCGUCGACGUCCUCGGCGCGAUAGUCAGAUUAGAAAGCAUGGCGUGGGAUGUACAGACUGCCUACGAUCCCUUGAAUGUGGUGGAAAUCGGUAUAAGUGCGUGGGUGCCUGUUGUGCUGCUCCUUGCGCUAGUGCUGCCAGCCAUGGCGUGGGGAUUUGUCAAGUGGCACAUUCGCGGCAAAUAUUUCUUUUUGCCCGUGAGCCCGGCGGAGUGGAGCGCGUGCGCUGCUCGGGAGCUGAGCGAACUGGGCAAGGAUGGGUCCCGUUCGUCGGGGACCGCGAAACCACUGGACGAACACUACAGCAAAGUGUACGCCUUCGGAUCGGUAGUAGGUACGGACGAGGAGGGUGAAGGGUCACAACAGCGCUUGGGAUGGAUCAACAGGAACGCCGUCGCCCAGGCGGCUACUGGGAAACUCUCUCCAUUCCGGUAGACUAGUAGAAUAAUGCGCGAAGGCUGUUACGCAGACGUGAACGUUGGAGUAAAUUUAGGCAGGCCCAACCUUCGAGUGUUGGUCAGAUGCGCUGGAGGGUAGGAAAGAAGUGGCGGUGGUGGGAUCCUGUUGCCGCAGCUAAGCCAUUAGUCUAAUUUAGGUCCGGAUGCAAAGCUGGUGGUAGGCGGGUUGGGCUAUGUGCCGUUC